Messenger RNA from Hippopotamus amphibius kiboko, 1764 nucleotides. RefSeq names its product iodothyronine deiodinase 1 (gene DIO1). Gene Ontology annotation, molecular function: thyroxine 5'-deiodinase activity. The record is from RefSeq and is a predicted model, not a curated record. The transcript has 4 exons. NCBI's taxonomy places the organism in Eukaryota, Metazoa, Chordata, Mammalia, Artiodactyla, Hippopotamidae.
ACUCUGGCUGUGCCAUGAUGGGGCUGUGCCCAUCAGGGCUAUGGCUAAAGAGGCUCUGGGUGCUCUUUCAGGUGGCCGUGCACGUGGCCAUAGGCAAAGUGCUUUUGAAACUCUUUCCCGGGAGAGUCAAGCAGGACAUCCUGGCCAUGAGCGAGAAGACUGGCAUGGCCAGGAACCCCCACUUCUCCUAUGAAAACUGGAUCCCUACCUUCUUCAGUGCCCAGUAUUUCUGGUUCAUCCUGAAGGUCCGUUGGCAGCGACUGGAAGACACAACGGAGCAAGGGGGUCUGGCCCCAAACUGCCCUGUGGUCCACCUAUCGGGCCAGAGGUGCAACAUCUGGGACUUCAUGCAAGGCAACAGGCCAUUGGUGCUGAAUUUUGGAAGUUGCACCUGACCUUCAUUUAUUUUCAAAUUUGACCAAUUCAAGAGACUUGUUGAAGAUUUUAGUUCCAUAGCCGAUUUUCUCAUCAUUUACAUUGAAGAAGCACAUGCAUCAGAUGGCUGGGCUUUUAAGAACAACGUGGACAUCAAGAAUCACCGGAAUCUCCAGGACCGCCUGCGGGCAGCCCAGCUGCUGCUGGACAGGAGCCCCCAGUGCCCUGUGGUGGUGGACACAAUGAAGAACCAGAGCAGCCAGCUCUAUGCGGCGCUGCCCGAGAGGCUCUAUGUGCUGCAGGAGGGCAGGAUCCUGUACAAGGGUAAACCUGGCCCUUGGAACUACCAUCCAGAGGAAGUUCGUGCUGUUCUGGAAAAGCUCCACAGUUAAUCUGGAUGGAUUCCCCCAGUUCUAGGUGCCCAACAGGAGGGCUCCUCAAGGCUUGGCUUGCCCUCCACCCCAGCUGACAUAUACCUCUUGACCUGUGUCCGCAGCUGAAUCACUAGCCCGGAUUUUUCUGAUCCAAGCAAACAAUUGUUACAAUGAGAAAAUGAAGCCACAAGUUAGCUGAGUGUUAAAGAAGGUACAAUUCCACACUGCCCCCACCGUGGAGACCUUGUUCAUUGCAUAAUGUCUCAGCGAGAGAGCAGGUGCACUCCCUGGGCUUCCUUCUGAAUAUUCAGCCACUCUACUAUGGCAUUCCUUAAAUGAAGUAACUUCAUUUUACCAAAUUUGCCAUUUAUGGAAUUGAUAAUUUAAGACACUAAAUUGGUUUUUAGAACUAAGCAUGGGGAGAACUCCAGGUGUCUAAAGAGAGGUGAGGAAUUUAAAGAGAAAGGAGUAGGAAUGGGAGCAGACAAUACAGACGGUAACCCUUUCCUUGACAAAAGAUUUAAACCAAAGGGUGGUGGCGGUGAUGAGGGGUGAGUUUCCAUGGUAAUACAUCUUCAAUUCUACUGUAGAAGAGGAGGAUACUCACUUUACCAUCUUUGAAUAUAUUUCAUAGAAGUCUGGCUCUCCAUACCCGGGAAUCUUCCACUAUCUUCACUUAUCAAGAGCCACUUGGGGGGAGGACUGGCUUCCUAAAAAACAUUAUAACCUUGACCAAACUAGACAAUAGGCACUACAGAGCUAUCAUUUAGUUAUGCAGAUGCUCAUAUCUGAAAUUCUGUUUCUCUGAUUUCUUCACAAGUUCCUAAUGGUUAUUUGGGUUAGAUUACAGGAGACUAAUGGAUAACCAUUGAUAUUGAUCUAUUUUCUCUGCCUCUUUUCAUAUUUGUUUAUGAUGGCCACAGCCUAAAGUACACACGGCUGUGACUUGAUUUGAAAGAAAAUGUUUGAAGAUGCAGCAAGCUAAUACAGAAUGAUUAAAAAAUAUCAGGCUAUU